GCUAUUAGAUAUGAUGAUUGAACAUUACGACAACACACUUAGUACCAUCACAACCUCGCCGUUGCAAGACGAUGUUCACGCUAGGGUAGAUGAUAUUUACAUGCCACCCAAAUUACAGCUGAUGGAAAAAGUCAAGGGGGCCUUCAAGAAAACUGAUACAACGUUAACGAAAUACAGCAACGUUCUUUUAAAUGAUGGUAAAUACAACCGAAAAAUGUUCAUUCAAGGCGAGGCAGGGUCUGGCAAAUCCACGUUUCUCGCCAUAUUAGUUAGAGACUGGUGUUAUAUAACUAGUAAAGCAUCAGGUAAACAGUUCCAGACGGACGUAACUUACACUGCCGAUGCUAAUGCACGAUUAAGACCCUCUGAUGUCUUUGAAGAUUUAACGACCCUGAAAUUGUACACGUUCGUUUUCCAUGUCACUCUAAGGGAUUCAGUCAACGAGUUAAACAUUUUAGAGAUGUUUAAAAAACAAAUAAUUGACUCAAUUUACGGCGAUAAGGAUAGACGCGAAAAUGCAUACCGACUACUGAAUGAGAUCAUGGAACGUGAACGCUGCUUGGUAUUACUGGAUGGUCUAGAUGAGUGGACCUGCAACAAAGGUAAAAGCCUACCGGAAUUGGCUGUAUCUCACAGACAGUGUGAUGUGUUGAUAACAACUCGACCUUGGAAAAUGACAGAAGCGAUGAUACCUGACGCGAAGAUUGACAUACUGCUACAACUGGAAGGAGUAAACAAGCCUUUUGAGGUGAGCAGAAGACUGCUUGGCUGUAUGGAUGAUUGUAAAGAAAGCAUGAUGUUGCACAAAAAACAAUCAGAAUUUGAAUCAUACAUAAUGAAAAAUGACUUGGAAAAGUUUCUGAUUUCACCAAUGCUAUUGCAAUUGAUAUUGCACUCAUGGGUUGAAGGGACUGAAAUGAACGGCUCCAUGUGUGGAAUAUACAGUCUCUUUCUGGAAAGUCUUCUUAAGAAGGCAAACAAGGAAAAAAGAAAAUUUCAAUCGCCACCCGUCAAAUGCUUCAAAGACACUGAACACAUACGGCCAAAUAUUGAAAACGUUGAUCGUCUUGCUAAAGCGGCAUUCCAUUUGCUGUUUUCAAAUACCAGAGAAAGUUCACUAGUGUUUAGCGAUACAGAUUUGGAGCGAUUUGGAUUAUAUGAGGAACGAAAGGAGUUUGCAUUCAAAUCCGGUAUUUUAUCGGCAACACGAAAGGCGUCUGCAUUGCGAUCAUCUCCUUCAUUUUCCUUCAUCCAUAAAAGCAUACAGGAAUUCCUCACGGCUUAUUAUAUCGCCUGCAACACCCAUCUGAUUGAUGACAUCAUUUCCGUUUAUCUCAACCGUUACGAGGAUGCAUACAUUGACAUUUCACAAGUGUUUAUAUUCCUGUGUGGACUGGAAAUAUCGGCUGCGAAUAAGCUAUCCAGCAUGAUGAAUGAACGCAAUGUUGAUUCGCAUAGCAUGAUGAAUGAUAAAUGGCAUAGAUUUGAUGAUGAGUUUUCAAAAUUAAUAGUAUCAGGAUUCAGAGAAGCUGUUGCGAAUAAACAUUAUGACAGUAACCUCAAACUCAGUCACUUUUCGUUCCUCAUACCGGUAACCGAAAUAGGAGACGUCCACAACAUCUGGAUACAAAACCGGUCAAAUAUUCUGUCAUUGUGGCUAGUCAUAAUAGGGAUAGAUGAUGAUGAUGAUGUAGAGAGUCAGAGUUCCUAUGAACGAGGCGAGUCUGCAUCUCAUUAUGAGUUUGACCUGUCAUCGUGUAGCAAGCUGAAAACGUUAGGACUAACGGGGUAUUACAUAUUGCUAAAAGAUUCGUCUUGUUUGUCCAUGUCAGAACAUCCGGUCUGGAUUGUUCUAAACAGUGCAGACCCUCUACCAGCACUACCCUGCAUAGAACAGAUUUACUUGAGGGAUGUUACAUGUUCCUCUCGAGGUCUACGCGGUCUGCUCAGUUCUCUGCUGACACUCGAUCAUGAGGUUGAGUGUAGUCUGGUUGACUGUAGCAUGACAUCGAUUGUACAGAAAACAAGGGCUGAUAUGAAGGUGUUAAACAAUACAUUAGAAAUGGUCGUUGAUGAAGACAGUCCCGGUCUGUGGGAAGCUCUGCAUAGUCUCAAUAUCAAGAGUCUCAGUCUGGAAAGAAUUCUCGCUGUACCUAUGCGGGUGAAACAUGGGGAGCUGUUGUCCCAGUCACUAUUAUCGCUCACACAGCUGGAAACGCUUAGUAUUCAAGUAUUUUCAGACAUUCCCGGUCUGUGGGAGGCUCUGCAUAGUCUCAAUAUCAAGAGUCUCAGUCUGAAAGGUCCUUUCCGUGUGCGGCAUGGGGAGCUGUCGUCCCAGUCACUAUCAUCGUUCACACAGCUGGAAACGCUUACAAUGCAUUUGGAUAAAUACAUCGUUAUACAGCCACUUCAGUCAUUGAAGUACUUAAAUAUUUACUGUAACACAUUGCUUCCAUAUCAAUUACGUGAACUUAUCGACACACUGCGCGCAUGUACUCAGACAAUUGAUAGUAGGCUUGAAUUCGGUUGUGCGCUGUUAACUUAUGCCGAUGAUAAUCAUGAUAAGAAACGCAUACGCCAAAUCGCACCGGAGGAGUACAUUCCCAUCGUACAGGAACUGGAGACGCUGGAGAAUGUUGCAGUGAAUCGAUUCGAAAUAUUAGACCGAACACGUGCAAAUACGUGGAACGUAAUCGAUACUUGCUGGUCUGCACGUAGCAAUGGUGAUAUCGAUGACGAUAAACAAAACGGUGAUAACGUUAAAGAUUACCUAUAUACAAAGUUCGUUAGAUGGCUGGAUGAUGAAAUCAUACAUCGAAUAUCAAUGCGACUUCAGAUUACUCCAGGAAUAUUUUACAGAAAUUUUUGUAUGUAAUUGUAAUUGCAAACUUUUCAUUUUAAUCUUGAGGCAAAGCAUGAAUUUUCCUUGUGUAUUCAUUCAUGUAUAUUUGUGAUUUAUUUACACAGACAUUCGCCAACUCUGUUUUCAAAGGUGCCAAAUUUUCUUGUGAUCGUUUUCGCCAUGCAUUGUUGAGAGACUUGCGGAAGAUGGAUGUUCAGCAGCUUUAUCUUCAUCUAUGCUCAAAUGACAUUCUUACGAAUGAAGCGGUGUUUUACCGGUACAUAUACAAUUAUAAAAAAAAAGCUUUGAUAUUUAAAUUUAAUGUAGUUGUUUCCCAUAACUAUAUAAAUUUGCAAAACUAACAUUUUACAUGGUUUAUUCCUCAAUGAGUCAUGGAAACUUGCAAUCAUUUUAGAAGUGUUAUCUAGUUUCUAAUUUAUAAAUAAAGCAUUUCACAAUAUUUUCUAUUAUCCAUGUUAAUUUGACAUUUUAUGCUCCCCCAAAAAAUUUGGGGGGGAGCAUAUAGUCGCCGCUUCGUCAGUCCGUCUGUCCGUCCGUAAACAAUUUUUGUCCGGGCUAUUUCUCAGCAACUAAAGGCCGGAAUUCAAUGAAACUUAAUGGGAAGCUUCACUAUUAAGAGGAAAUGUGCAUAUUAUCAGCGGGUUCUGGUCGGAUGAUUUGUCACAGAGUUAUGGCCCUUUUAAAUUUUCUAUUAAUUGUACAUAUAGUGCAAUUCUUGUCAGGGCUAUUUCUCAGCAAUUAAUGACCGGAAUUCAAUGAAACUUUAUGGGAAGAUUAACUACCAAGAGGAGAUGUGCAUAUUAUCAGCGGGUUCUGGUCGGAUGAUUUUUCACAGAGUUAUGGCCCUUUGAAAUUUUCCAUUGUACAUAUAGAGCAAUUCUUGUCCGAGCAAUUUCUCAGCAACUUUUUACAUGAAUUCAAUGAAACUUUAUGGGAAGCUUCACUACCAACAGGAGAUGUGCAUAUUAUCAGCCGGUUCUCGUCGGAUGAUUUUCCACAGAGUUAUGGCCAUUUGAAAUUUUCCAUUGUACAUAUAGUGCAAUUCUUGUCCGAGCUAUUUCUCAGCAACUUAUUACAUGAAUUCAAUGAAAUUUUAUGGGAAGCUUCACUACCAACAGGAGAUGUGCAUAUUAUAAGCCGGUUAUGGUCGGAUGAUUUUUCACAGAGUUAUGGCCCUUUGAAAUUUUCUAGAAACUGUACAUAUAGUGCAAUUCUUGUCCAGGCUAUUUCUCCCCAACUACUGACUGGAAUACAAUGAAGCUUUAUGGGAAGCUUAACUACCUUGAGGAGAUGCGCAUGUUAUUAGUGGGUUCUGGUUAGAUGAUUUAUUUACAGAGUUAUGGCCCUUUGAAAUUUUUAAGUUACUAAACCAUCCAUUGUAUUAUUUUGUCCAAAGUUA
Messenger RNA from Dreissena polymorpha, 4262 nucleotides. RefSeq lists its product as uncharacterized. Lineage: Eukaryota; Metazoa; Mollusca; Bivalvia; Myida; Dreissenidae. The transcript is spliced from 2 exons. Bases 11 to 2875 code for a protein of 954 amino acids. The record is from RefSeq and is a predicted model, not a curated record.